AUGAUGGAAAUCAGGGCCAACGUAGCCAUUACGGAUGAGCAGCGGAAAGUCCUGGAGAUUGUCGCGCGGACUGCCUCUACGCUGUCGGCAUUGGGCGUCAUCACCAUCAUUACUGUGUUUUCCUUGGCGCGGCAUUUUCGAAAUCCCAUGCAUCGUCUCAUCUUCAUCAAUGCCUUUUACAACGCCUUUGAUGUUGUGUGCACCAUGAUAUCCAUCAGUGGACCGGCGGCUGGGAACGAUUCUGCUUUAUGUCAGUUUCAGGGGUUUCUCAAUCAAAUGUUUCCUCUCGCCGAUGUAUCCUGGACGCUUGCCAUGGCUGUCAAUGUCUUUCUCAUUGUUUUCCGUCGAUACGAUACCGUGGCGUUGAGGAGGCUUGAGUGGAAGUACAUGGUUGGGAUAACUACACUUACAUUCAUUCCUGCAUUUGCCUUUCUCUUUGUACAGACUCAGGACAAGGGUCACUUGUACGGCAGUGUAACGGUGUGGUGUUCAAUCGCUCCGAAAUGGGUGCUUAUGCGCAUUCUUCUCUACUAUAUUCCUAUAUGGUCUAUGAUUUUCGCCGCCAUGGUGCUCUAUGUUCUCGUCGGGGUCGAGAUUUUCAGACGCGGAGGCAUCUUCCAGUCUGUCAACCAAGACUCCAUCCGGUUAGAUGAUGGUGUACCUUCCACUGCCGGCACUGCUUCUCCUCACUGCGACAAAGAGGCGGACUGGGCCGCCGAAGUUGACUUCCGCUCACAACCUGAUCAUGUCUUCGGGUCACACUCUAGAGUUGAAUCGUUACCUGGGACGCAGAAGCACUCCAUUAUAACCACUCGUAGCGACGCCCCAAUCCUCCCCGUUGGCACGCCUCGACACUCUUCCUUAUCACUAAGACAAUACAUUCUCAUGCCGUUGUUUUUCUUCCUGGCGCUAUUGACGGUUUGGGUUGCGCCGUCGACCAACCGUGUCGCUUCCUUCAUCAACCCCGACUAUUCAUCCUACCCGCUCUUGGUUGCGGUUGGCGCAACAGGGAGUCUGCGGGGCUUUUGGAACGGAAUUAUCUUCAUCACUCUAGGUAUGAAGUCGUGGAAGAAGGAUAAUCAAGAACAGAGGAGGGCGAGACACCAACAGUGA
Pochonia chlamydosporia 170 is the source of this 1113-nucleotide messenger RNA. RefSeq names its product cAMP receptor (Car4). The record is from RefSeq and is a predicted model, not a curated record. Gene Ontology annotation, cellular component: plasma membrane. Lineage: Eukaryota; Fungi; Ascomycota; Sordariomycetes; Hypocreales; Clavicipitaceae. The transcript is spliced from 4 exons. Bases 1 to 1113 code for a protein of 370 amino acids. Gene Ontology annotation, biological process: adenylate cyclase-activating G protein-coupled receptor signaling pathway; cell surface receptor signaling pathway. Gene Ontology annotation, molecular function: G protein-coupled receptor activity.